UGCUCAAGAAAGUUCCAGCUGGUGACUCACCCUCUCUGAAGUAGUCCUGAUUUAGAGAUGCUCUAUAUUGAUUAAGAUGCAUCGCGCCUACCAGUCCAUUUUACCAUGUGGCAACAAAUACCUUCAGCAAAAGUGGGACAAAGCUGUCUACGAGGAGCACAGGAAAAAGAUCCAAGCAGCCAAACCUGUGGUGGACACUUCUUCACCUCCAACAUACAGACAUCUUCAGUUGAAGUUAAAGAAACUCAAGCUUGAGCAGGAUCGUCUUUCAGUCAUUGAGAGAGACAACUGCUUGCUUCUGGAGAAGAUGUCUUACAUCAUGAGGACUACAGGAAGAAUUGAUAACAAAAAUGAUUAUGAGGCCAAAAGUCUGAACAGGAGAAACCGAGAGCAAGAAUUACUGAGAAUGACCAAAGAGAAUCAUGCCAUUCUGGAAAGGAUUACAAAGUGUAAGGCUCAUUAUAAGGUCCAGAAGUGGAAUGAAGACUGGCAAAAGGCUGAAGAGUACAUGAACAGUAUUGCAAGAUACCCUCGUGGAUUCUGCAAGUCACGGAAUCAAAAGAAACAAAAGUGCAUCAAAAAAACACCAAAAAGUGACAAACAAAAAACCAAGCAUCUGAAAGAUGGAUGUCUGGCAGACAAAUCAGAAGAAGAAAAGGAAAGCAAAGACACAAAUAAUGAACAUCAAAGUGAAAAUCAAGAAGAAAAAGUUGUAAAUGAACCAUUAUCUUAUGGUGGCAGUUCAGACAAUGGAUAUCAGAAGUCUUGA
Molecule: messenger RNA, 769 nt
Organism: Euleptes europaea (tarantolino)
Lineage: Eukaryota; Metazoa; Chordata; Lepidosauria; Squamata; Sphaerodactylidae
Gene: CFAP97D2
Product: CFAP97 domain containing 2
Exons: 5
Coding region: 77-769 (230 amino acids)
Source: RefSeq, a predicted model, not a curated record